AAGUGCUUCUUCUUUUCUCUCUCUCUCUCUCUCUCUCUCUCUCUCUCUCUCUCUCUCAUCCCAAAAUUGCUUCAAUGUCGACUACAGCAACGCUCUCGAUCAUACCCACAAUCACGCGCACCAUCACCACCACCUCAAAGAAGCCAUCGUCGUCGUCGUCGUCGUCGUCGUCGUGGCCGAGCUCGAUCCGAAGCAUCCCCAGAGGACGCAGCAGCAGGUUCAGGGCGAUGGCGGCGGCGGCGGCGACGGCGGCGUCGACAACGUACAGAGUGAAGCUGAUCGGGCCCGGGGGGGAGGAGGCGGAGUUCGAGGCGCCCGACGACGCGUACAUAAUCGACUCGGCGGAGUCGGCGGGGUGGGAGGUGCUGCCCUACUCGUGCCGCGCCGGGGCGUGCUCGACGUGCGCGGGGGUCGUCGUCUCGGGAUCCGUGGACCAGUCGGAUGGGUCGUUCCUCGACGAGGCGCAGAUCGCCAAAGGCUACGUGCUCACCUGCGUCGCUUAUCCCACCUCCGAUUGCGUCAUCCUCACCCACAAGGAAGCCGAGCUCUACUGAAUAAUGAUCGUUCAUGUAAAAUUGAGGGAGGGGGAGGUGUAAUGUCGUAUUUGUUAACUGUUAUUACGGUGCCUUUAGAAUUGCACGAGUAUGUAGAGUGCCAUAAAUAGCCUUGUGAUGAUACAAAUUUAUUAGAGUAUUAUUACAGUUUUCAGAUCA
Molecule: messenger RNA, 713 nt
Organism: Ananas comosus (pineapple)
Lineage: Eukaryota; Viridiplantae; Streptophyta; Magnoliopsida; Poales; Bromeliaceae
Product: ferredoxin, root R-B2-like
Exons: 2
Coding region: 75-554 (159 amino acids)
Biological process (GO): electron transport chain
Molecular function (GO): electron transfer activity; 2 iron, 2 sulfur cluster binding
Source: RefSeq, a predicted model, not a curated record